AAUACUCAGAAAAAGGUGUGUUUAUAUUUAUAAUGCCACCUGUAGUUUUUUACUAGUAAUAUUAUAGAAGAUAAAAUUUGGAAAUAUCCUCUCUUGGUCAGGUAGAUUUGAUUGAAAAACAUGGAAGGCUACGUUAAUGAAAGUUUUAAAGGAGAUGAUAAUCAAAUAGAACAAUCUUCAGUACCUUGUCAAACUAAUAACGAAAGCGAGUCCAAAGAAGCCAAGUGUGGCUAUCUAUGUUGGGAACCUGAUUUUUUGCAAAAAUUUAACAAUGCAACUUGCUCCUGUUUAUGGUUAUGCAUAGCUUCUUUCUUCCAAGGAGCAAUAGUUUCCGGACUAACAAAUGGAUCGAUAACAACUUUGGAGAGGCGGUUCGGUUUAAGUAGUAAAGAGAUGAGUGUUGUAGUUAUAAUGUAUCAAGUUGGUUGUAUUUUGGCCAUAGUUAUUUUAAGCCAAAUCGGGUCGAGAAUACAUCAAAUGAGGCUAUUAUCAACAUGCGUCCUGUUACUUGGAAUUGGUUCUUUUAUAUUUAGCAUUCCGCACUAUAUAAGUAGUACAUACAAUUUCUCAUCGGAACAGAAUUUCGAAUGCUCAGCCAACUACAACGAUGGUUGUCAAGAUUCUAAGGAUGUUUCGAAGGGAUCAGUGCUAUUCUUAUUAGGCUUAGGACAAUUUCUAUUAGGCGUUGGAAGUGGUCCAUUGUAUUCUACAACCUUUGUAUACUUUGAUCAGAAUAUGAGUAGAAGAAAAAGUUCUCUUACAACUGGCUUAUUCUAUGGUAUUGGAAUUAUUGGUCCAGCCGUUGGCUAUGUAACUCAAGGAGCCGUCUUAAAAUUAUAUGGAGAUUUUAACAGAGUUGACUUGGACAAAAUUGACUUAAAAUCGGAUGAUCCCCGAUUUUACGGUGCAUGGUGGUUAACGUUUAUUUUCGGUUCAAUAUUUUGUGUAUUGAACUGCAUACCUUUAUAUUGCUUUGCAUCCUAUUUGCCUAAUACGGAAGAAUAUAAGGUAAAGAAUACUCAGAAAAAAUUAAGAGGUCUUAAAUUGAAAGAGUUAAUGAAAACAAUUUGGUCAGAAUUCAAGACUAUUUUAUCAAUUAAGUCAUAUGUUUUCGUUAUUCUUGCUGAUAUGUGUAAUGCAUUUCUUGUAAAUGGUUUGGCAUCGUUUGCCGUUAAAUUUGCUGAGAUUGUAGCCUAUUUGGAACCAAGCACUGCAGCAAUCCUAACUGGUGGUAUAAUUGUCGUUGGAUGUGGAGUUGGAAGUAUUGGUGGAACGAUUAUUUUAGAACGUUUAAAUUGGGGUUGUAGAAAGAUAAUGAUUUUCACAAGUAUUGUUAUGUGUUUAUCGGUCAUUCCGUCCUUUGGUAUGCUGUUUGGAUGCGAUACACACAAUUAUAUAGGGAUAACUGAGCGUUCAUCUCAGAAGAAUAUUAUAGAUAGCUGUAAUAGUAAUUGUAACUGCUCCCUAACAUCAUAUGAGCCUAUUUGCGAUAGUCAAAAGAACUAUUAUAUAUCUCCAUGUCAUGCAGCUUGUGAGAAGAGCUUGAAGAAUGAUGAGUUUACCCAGUGUGGAUGUGUUCCUGGAGGUGUUACCGAAGUCUUAAAACCGUUUUCAGAAUGCCAACCAACUUGUAAAUACGUCUAUGCAUUAGGCGUUGUUCUAUUCGUCUACGCCACGCUUGGAUUCUGUUCGGCUACGCCUCAUAUCCAGAUGAUGUUGCGCACCGUACCAUUUAAUUUGAGGCAUUUAGCUACUUCUCUUGGCUGGUUCGUCGGCCGUCUUCUUGGUAUGAUACCAGGGCCAUUUGCAUUUGCCGCUAUUUUAGAUAACUCUUGCUUAUAUUGGAGGAAAACAUGUAACGGCGAUCGGUCUUGUGCUGUUUUCGAUCAUAAAGAAGUUAGGACUAAUUUCGCGAUCGUUACAGUUGUUAUUAAUAUUCUGUCAGCUGUCUCAAUGUUAAUUGCCCUAUAUACAUAUAACCCUGAAGAAGGAAGCGACGAAAUUGACAAAGCAACUACAAUUUCUGAUAGUCAGAAGGCUCGUAAUGGAACAGAGCUAAAUGACACAAGCUCUUAAAGAGAAUUAUUUUUAUCUUCUAAAUUAUCAACUAUUGCAAUACUUGUCAUUAUCAGGUAUUUAAUCCGUCGAAAAUGACAUUUAAUCAAUUAUCUUAUUCUUUUUCUCUUCUUUUUUCUUAUAAUUUUUUUUUUAUAAGAUCUCUUUUUCUCUCUCUCUUUUUUUUUUUAUCUAACUAUCUACCUCGUUUUUUCCUUUUCUUUUUACAAUCUGUCUCUUUCUGACUACUAAUACUUGUUAUGAUUUCUGUUGAUAUUUUUCAAACAUGUAUGACGCGUUUCUGUGUUUAAUUCUCACUUCAGUUUUUAUACUUGAAAAUUUUUGAUAAUCUUACGAUAUGAACUUUACUGCAACUGUUUGCUCGAAUUGAAUAAGAAACAUAUCAUUUUUAUAGAAUUUCUCAAUGUAAUAACUUUUUUAAAGUACAAAUAAAAUCGUCGUAUUAACAUGUUUUUUAUUGUAUAGUACUAGAAACUACUGUCCGUUUUACAUCUGAUAAAACUAAACAUAUACUAUUCGACAGAUGGCGCUAAAUGCAUAGUAUAAUUAGGACGUUUACAAAUGAACUUUGUUGAAAGAUCAAAUACCUGGAAUUUUUUAUUUUAUUUUGAAUUAUUCCAAGGUUAUAUAAUGUUGAUGAUUGUUUGUAAAACUAUUUAACUUGGUGCUAUUUUUCUUACGAUUUUGAAAGUUAUAUAUAUUAGAAAGACUUACUGUUUUUGGUAGAAAAAAAAUUCCAGAACAAAACCUAGCUGAUGUUCUAUAAUCUACAUUCAAACUAGAUAAACAAUGAUUUUCAGGCCUCAUAAAAAGCGAACACAAAUAAUUUGAUGGCACAGCCUUUCGUUGAAUUUCGAUUGUUGAAACAAAACGUUUUCUAGUUGAUUCUAAAUAGACGGUUGUUCUUUCGGAGAAACGGGUAGCAUCGAAUUUUAAUCGUAUUUCAAGAGCUUCUUUAUAGCGUAGUUUACGUUUUUCUUCGACAUCGUAGCGGGAUUCGAAAGUUGGUUGACGAGGUUCUAGUAGAACCGUCUCCGAAAAGGAUGUCUGAACCAUUGAAUUUGAAGGAUGCUUUCUUACGCCCGGGAAGACAAUUCGAUUAGGUAGAUGAGAAGCUUGUUUCUGCGUUGCUAAGGAUGUUUUCAGAACCCGUACGAACAAUAAUAAAUAAAAAAAAUUUACUGUAUCGAUCUGCUGUUUCCCCCCCUUCUGUCUCUCUCCCUCUCUCCCUCCCUCUAGCUGACAUUCAUUCAUUCACUCUCUUAUACAUAAGAUAAAAAAAAACGCACACACACACAUACUCUCCAAUACUUUUUAUCAAUCUUUCUUUCCUAUGAAUAAUAACUUUGAUAUAUAAAUUUCUAUAUUAAAUAAGAAUAUAAAGCAUCUUUAAAAAAUAUGUUGCCACUUACGGAAUGAUUAGAGACCAAAGAAUGCAACGUAGCUUUGUUCGACAUGGGCACAUAUCGGAUUGUUGUUGAACAGGCCGCAACAUGGUGCGGCGUUGAUGUAGUUUAUUGACUGACCACGGG
Dimorphilus gyrociliatus is the source of this 3608-nucleotide messenger RNA. The record is from the annotation of a GenBank genome assembly. NCBI's taxonomy places the organism in Eukaryota, Metazoa, Annelida, Polychaeta, Dinophilidae.